Molecule: messenger RNA, 3115 nt
Organism: Conger conger (European conger)
Lineage: Eukaryota; Metazoa; Chordata; Actinopteri; Anguilliformes; Congridae
Product: voltage-dependent L-type calcium channel subunit beta-1-like
Exons: 12
Coding region: 307-1743 (478 amino acids)
Biological process (GO): regulation of voltage-gated calcium channel activity; neuromuscular junction development; chemical synaptic transmission
Cellular component (GO): voltage-gated calcium channel complex
Molecular function (GO): protein binding; high voltage-gated calcium channel activity
Source: RefSeq, a predicted model, not a curated record
AGCGAGAGAGAGAGAGAGAGAUUGGAGAGUUCUGUGAGUCUGCCAUCCUGGGUUAGUCAGCGAGCUCCCAGCGGAGCAUCCACACGGCCGCUCGAGCGCUCCACCCCUCCCUCCUGCGCGGCUCUGUUUAUUCUAUCUUUCAUAAAGGGUCCGUUUGUUUGCUCCGGUUUGUCGCGCGGCCGCGUGAGUCACGCCGGAGCGCUCCCCCUGCGCCGUGCGGACCUGUUGCAGAGGCUCUGAGAGGCAGCGGAGGCGGUUCCGGAGCUUUCCGUGCAUGCCGUCGGCGUUCCCGCCGGCCGCGCCGCGAUGUACCUGUACGGGCUAGACGACUCGGAGCCGGGCUCUGCAGACUCCUACACCAGCCGCCCCUCCGACUCGGACGUGUCCCUGGAGGAGGACCCUGAGGCCUUGAGGAAGGAGGCUGACAGACAAGCCCUCGCCACGCUCGAGAAGGCCAAGACCAAACCUGUUGCUUUCGCGGUCAGGACUAACGUCGGCUACAACUCGGGUCCGAACGAUGACGUCCCAGUCACGGGCAUGGCCAUCUCCUUCGAGGCCAAAGACUUCCUGCACAUCAAAGAGAAGUACAAUAAUGACUGGUGGAUCGGGCGUCUGGUGAAGGAGGGCUGUGAGGUGGGCUUCAUCCCCAGCCCGGUGAAGCUGGAGAACACCCGGCUGCUGCAGGAGCAGAGAAUGAGACAGAACCGCCUCAGCUCCAGUAAGUCUGGGGGAAGCUCCAGCCUGGGCGACGUCGCCACGGGAACACGCAGACCCACCCCCCCCGGCACAGCUCAUGUGGAAAUGUCCACGGUGGGCUUUGACGUUGACCCCCUGGACCUGGACUCGGAGGAGCCCUCUGAGCCCCCGACAGACACGCGUUCCCCCCGGGCCAGCGCGGGCAGCGUCACCUCCCCGCAGGCUAACGCCCACCGCCUGCCCUUCUUUAAGAAGAUGGAACAUGUCCCCCCCUAUGACGUGGUACCUUCCAUGAGACCCAUAAUCCUCGUGGGGCCCUCCCUCAAAGGCUAUGAGGUGACUGACAUGAUGCAGAAGGCUCUCUUUGACUUUCUCAAACACAAGUUUGAGGGCAGGAUAUCUAUCACCCGGGUAACAGCAGACAUCUCCCUGGCCAAGCGCUCCGUCCUCAACAACCCCAGCAAACACACCAUCGUAGAGCGCUCCAGCACCCGCUCCAGCCUGGCUGAGGUGCAGAGCGAGAUCGAGCGUAUCUUUGAGCUGGCCCGCACCCUGCAGCUGGUAGCCCUGGAUGCCGACACCAUCAACCACCCCGCCCAGUUGGCCAAGACUUCCCUGGCCCCCAUUAUUGUCUACAUCAAGAUCGCCUCACCCAAGGUGCUACAGAGGCUGAUAAAGUCCCGGGGAAAGUCCCAGGCCAAACACCUCAAUGUGCAGAUGGUGGCAGCAGACAAGCUGGCCCAGUGCCCCCCAGAGCUGUUCGACAUCAUCCUGGACGAGAACCAGUUGGAGGACGCCUGCGAGCACCUGGCGGACUACCUGGAGGCCUACUGGAAGGCCACCCACCCGCCCAGCUGCAACCCUCCCAACCCGCUGCUCAACCGCACCAUGGCCACGGCCGCGCUGGCCGCCUCCCCCGAGCCCGUCUCCAACCUGCAGGUACAGGUGCUCACCUCCCUGCGCCGCAACCUGGACCUGUGGCCCGGGCUGGAGGCGCCCGCCGCCCCGCAGAAGAAGAAGAAGGAGGUGGAGGAGCACGCCCUCUAGAGGCCCGGAGGGGCGAGGGUCACGCAAAACCCCGGCCGCAGAGAGUCUCUACGCCACCACCGCCCCCCGUCUCAUAACGCGCUGUACCCCCAAAGCGCUGUACGCCCCUGGGGAGGGUUAAUCCCAGCUCAGCCGUACACACACACACACACACACACAACUCCCACACGCUUACAAACACACUCUGUCUAGUCGAAACACGCUCUCACAUACUGUAUACACACUCGCAGCAGGGGGAGUAGAGACUGUACUGCAAAGCUCAAACGCUCACACUUACACACCCUUACGUAAACUACCUAUGACACCUGCAUCUUCUAACAAACACGGCGCAGCCCUGUACGAUUAUAUCAUCCCAAUACCCCUCCCCCCCCAACACACACACAAACAAACAAAUAACAUAUAUAUUAUUUUCUGCCAAAACACUGAAAGAUAACUGUUCCUUAGGGAAACACAGAGAACAGACCAGCGAUGCACUGGAUCCUGUAUAGGUCAACACUACCUGAGACACGAUUACAAGCUUUAACUCAGAGCCACAAAUAAAAUGACAAACGCACCUGGCUUUUAAGAACACGCUCAGUACAGCUUGUAACCGGUUCACUCACCGUUCGGUUGGGACCGUCGUUUCCUGCGCGGGGAACGCGUAGCCGAUUUCAGCCAGACGUGCGUCGUUUCCCACACGUCCAACCGGGAGACCCCGGCUGCCUCCCUCCUUCCCGUAACCAUGACGCUGUCCUGUCAGUCAGCCCCGCCCACCGCUGCUUUCUCAGGCCAGCUCUGAGGUGCCGGCCCGGGAGGGGCUCACUCACCACUCAAACACCACUGUUUCCUGUUUAACACAUUAGCUUCAUACAGCUAAACAGGAAGGCCAGGUGGCUUGGGCUUUUGGCCAGCAGUCCAAAGGCGAAUCAGUUUCUUUCAGCCGGGAAACUGAGAGCAUGAAUAUUGGUUAUUAUCGUCCUUGUACGUUCCAUAAUACAUUGGUGUAAGGACUCUUUAACCAACAGUUACUUCUUGUAACUAAAUAGUCCCUCAAUAAGUCCCUCAAUUAUCAGUCUCCUCAGUGCCUGUAUAUGAAAGUGGAACAUUGAAGAACAUGACUGUCGAGUGUCUGGUAAAAAUGUAUUUUUGUUGAGCCUGAUUUUUUUUUUUUAAAUGGCACCUCGGGAAAUGUGAUGUUGGUUAGUUUUCUGGGACUGAAUUUCUCAUUUCUAGGUUUUGAUUUGUGAAUACUUUUUUGUUCUCUUCUAGCUUUCGAUUGUGAAUACUCAAAAAAAGAGACUUAAAAACACUGUAGACUUGAACAAAUACUGUAUAAAAACAUCAUUGUAUCGUGAUGAGCAAUUAUUUGUUUACAAAUACACCUGUGUCCUUG